UGGGGCCGGUGGCGGGGCCGGGCGGGCCGGGCCGGGCGGGCAGGGCUGCACUGGGCUCCGCCGGGCUCCGCUUCUGCUCCGGCGAGUGGCUUUCCCGUCGCAAAAAUAGGUCUGCUUUCAGAAGAUGCAAUGCACUAGAUUUGGUGCUUGGAACAUGAUUAGUCAUGGCAUCAGAACUCUGUAAAACAAUUUCUGAGGCAAAGCUGGAAAGGCACAAGAAUUUGUUCUUAAAUUAUCGAAACCUCCAUCACUUUCCUUUGGAGUUGCUGAAAGAUGAGGGGCUUCAGUACUUGGAGAGACUUUAUAUGAAAAGAAACUCCCUGACCACAUUGCCAGAAAACCUUGCACAGAAGCUUCCAAACCUCGUGGAAUUGUACCUUCAUUCAAAUAACAUAGUUGUUGUACCUGAAGCCAUUGGCUCCCUCGUUAAACUGCAGUUUCUGGACCUAAGUGAUAAUGCCCUGGAAAUUGUGUGUCCAGAGAUUGGCCGCCUGAGAUCUUUACGUCACCUCCGUUUGGCCAACAACCAGCUGAGAUAUUUACCUGCAGAGGUUGGAGACCUGAGGGAGCUGCAGACACUGGACAUUUCAACCAAUCGUUUGAUCACGUUACCAGAAAGGCUGCACAUGUGCCUGUCCCUGCAGUACUUGACUGCAGACAGGAACCACCUGUGGCACGUGCCCCGUCACCUCUGCCAGCUGCCCAGCCUCAACGAGCUCUCCAUGGCUGGAAACCGCCUGGCAUUUUUGCCACUGGAUUUAGGUCGGUCUCGGGAGCUACAAUAUGUUUAUGUGGAUAACAAUAUUCAUCUGAAAGGUCUCCCAUCUUACCUGUAUAAUAAAGUCAUUGGUUGCAGUGGUUGUGGUUCUCCAAUUCAAGUUUCAGAGGUGAAACUGCUCUCUUUUUCAUCGGGCCAGUUAACAGUGUUCCUGCCAGCAGAGGUGAAAUCUAUAGGGACAGAAACAGAUCAUGUGCUGCCUUUGCAAGAACUGGCCAUGAGGACCCUCUAUAACACCUACUACAGGUUUUUAAAAGAUUUGAACUUUCUGACUCCAGUCUCGCUACCCAAAAGCCUCUUGGAAUUGCUGUACUGUCCCUUGGGUCACUGCCACCGCUGCAGCCAGCCCAUGUUUACCAUUGUCUACCCAAAGCUCUUUCCCUUGAGGGAAACUCCAAUGGCAGGAUUGCAUCAAGGGAGGACAACUGUUAGUUUUGUGGCAUACUGCUGCUCCACCCAGUGUCUGCAGACUUUUGACCUACUGAGUUGAUAAACAUUUAAAACUACUCAGGAGUGCUGCCAGUUUAGAGCUGCAUUAAACGUCGUAUCCCAUUGGUACUGGAAUUCUGUGUGUGCACGUGUGCCAAAGCAGCAGAAGUGCCCAGUCGGGAACACUAAGAGGCACUUAAAUCCUGCCCUAUCAAAUCUGGAUGAACUGCAGAACCUUUCGGAAGUGUAAAUACCAAGCUUUUAAAAGUAUUAACUUCUCUCUCUCCUCCAAGGCAGCAUACAAACCAAACAAAUUCACAGGCUCUGACUUAAGGGUUCCCAGUACUUUUCAAAUGUGGCUGUCUUCAGAUUGACCCACUGCAUCUUUUGAGGCAGUUUUCAUUCCUAACAGGGGAAAAAAGAAAAGGUCCAGUUAUGACAAACCGGUUUUCACUUAUUCCCCCUCAUCCUCAUCACUUGUACAGCUGGGAUCAGGUCUCUAGGUCUAGACCUACAGAAAACUUUGAAGGGCCAAGUGACUUGCCUAUGGAAUUCAGUUUAAUUUUCUGACUCUCAUAAUCUUGUUCUGUAGCAGAGUUAUCCCAGUUGGAUACCAGGUCUUUGACAGGUAACUGUGCUAUUUAAGUCCACAUAAGAAAAGUAGCUCUUUCUUUCUUGUAUCAUUAGAAGCCACACUGAUUUAAUUGGAGUGACUAGAAUAUGUCUGGAGUCUAAAGAUGCUGUUUCAGUAAGGAAGGCCAGUACUGAUGUCUGCACUGAGUGGUCUUGCUCCAGCGUGAUUGAGGGUGUUUUCUCUUGAUAUUCAUCUCUCAAGUUGUUUUAUAAAUACUUCCCCUCUUGCUUCUUUGAGUUCUUCAGGAAGAAGAUGACUUUAAGUACAAAUUUCACUUGAGAAAAACCUAGUAAAAUGACAGUAAUAAUUUAUAUUGAUUAUAUUUUUACAAUUGCAGACUGUAGAUCUGCAAAGAGGUGGUCCUCAUCUUUUUCUAGAUUCAGCAUUUGGCUGAUUUGUGGAAGUGUGUCAGUGGAGUGUGUUAACUUUGGAGAAGGCUGGAAAUCUGGAGGGAGGUAUGUGUAUCUCCAUGCAUAGCUAUAUAUGUCUACAGAGGUAUCUUCAUAGAAGGGCUGUAAUAUUUGGUUUUGUGUUUUAACAGCAGAUUUAACUCAAGUUUCCACUCACUAUCAUUUUUGUGGGAUUAUUUUUUGUUAGAUCUUGUUAAUUUUAAAUAAAGGACAAAGGAUGGAAGAAAGUCCGCUUGACUUAAUUUUAAUUUUAUGCUGAAACAGUUUAUACAAAAUUAACCCCCCUUGACUUGUUUUGGAAUAUAUAUAUUCUUAAUACAAUGUGGGUUUUUUUUCUUUCUUAAGUAUAAACUACUUGUUGAUUGAGCACAGUGUGCUGCUCUGUGUGCAGUAGGUGGUUACAAGCUGAAAUAGAUAUGAAUGAAACAGUUUGUUAUAAAAAUGGCAAGAUAAAGAGACUUAUUUGAUAGUCUUAUUAGCAUAUGUUGUGGUGAGGUGUGCAUACUUUGAAGGGAGGAGGCACUGAAAUGUUUUCCUUUUGCCAAAGAAGCAUUUGUUCCCACUGCAGGCUUCCUGGCAUCUCUUCAAUAAAUAGAGUGUCUUAAGAGCUUAAGAGAGUACCAAAAAGGCAGUUUUUGAGGGUAGAAUUUUUAGGUUGUACAUGUUACUUGUAAAAGCUUUGCUGGUUUCGUUGGGUUGGUUUUAGAGAGUUGAGUUAGCAUGAAGAAAUGUAGAACUUAAUCCUUCAGGAAUGCAAGUAUCAUCUACUGUUUAAGAACUGUGAAACUUUCUAAAAUAAAUCCCAUUUAUUAAUCUGCUUUGCAGUAGGGGAAAGAGCCAUAUCCGAGCAGACUUUGUACUGUUGGAUUUCUGACUCUCAUUUCACUAACUUGUUUCAAUGUGGGUAUCCCCAACAGGCCUUCCCAGCCAGCAGAGACUCCUGCUGAGGCAGAAAAAUGAAUCUUACUCUUUUUUCUUUUUCUUCAGUACAGUUGAGGUGUAAAUUGCCCAUCUGCAAUUACGUCUAUCAGAAAUGUGCAAGUAUAGAACAGAAUCCAUUUGUUUUCAAUGGAUAAGAGAACUAUGUUAGUGUUACAAGUAUUAAUUUUUGAUGCAAUACUGUGAUCAGGGAUUUUCAGUAUUAUUAUUUUUCCUGUGGCUUCCUCUGUCUUUGAAGAUGUUUUGUUGGCAGUUUGUGCUUUUUUAAUAGCAACUUACAGACUUUAAACCACAUUUUGCUUCUGAAUUCCAUCUGUAAAUACUAUUUUGGAGUUAAAUUAUUUGAUCAGCUAAAAGGCAUUGGUGUGUUUUUUUUUUAUUAGGAGUCAGAUAGUAAGAGUGGAGCUUGAUUUAUUUUAAAAAAUUAUUUAUUUUUUAAAUUUCCCUCAUAAUUUGAAUUAUUUUUAAUUGAGUUCCUAUCAGUUUCAUUAUUGUCUACAAGUGCAGUUAAGAAGAAAUUUAGUCUGUUUUAUAAGCAGAGUGAAUUGUAACUAAUACUUGGUAUUUCAAGAAUGGAAAGUACAAUGAAGUAAUGACUUAAACACACAAUUAAAGCUGAAAUGUCAUACCCUAUUUUUAUAAAAUAAGGAAGAGGAAAGCCACUAUAUAGACUGAAAAUGCAGCAUAAAUUCAUGUUUCUUUGAUUCUUUUUCUUUAUACAAGCAAUGUUUGUAUUCAUAUGUAUCUUUGGGUGAUACUGUUCUAGAUUAAAAUAACUCCAUUCUCACUUGUCCAAGUUUUUCUAAAGUUGUUCUACUCUGAGAGUAUUUCAUAAUCAGCCAACAGGAGAGCCAGCUAUGCAAGUUGCAGAGGGGCGAGGGAGCUUGUUGUUGAUGGAACCGUGCAUCACUUGUUUUUCAAUACAAGGUGUCACAAUAUUUGGACUUCUCUUUAAUGCAUUUAUUUCUAGGUAAUUUUUGAUUGCUCACUCUUGUUUGUCAGGUUAGUUCACAGUGAGAUACAUUUUUUCCUUGUACUGCAGAAAAUCUGGUCCCAGCAGUUGAAAAAAAAGAACAUUUUUAAAGCAUUUUUUGUCAUAAAAAUAGAUCUUAACUCUUUGCUUAGGGUGGGAGCAUGAGAAGUUUCUGUUUGUUGGUUGGUUAUUUUUCUUCUAGGCAUUGAGAGAAAGGUGCAGGGGAGGAAGGAGAGAAAAUAAGUCUUUAACCCUUUGAUAUUGCUAUAAAAUUUUUGGAGGAAAGGUUAAUUUCUAAGGCGAUUAGGGAGCACAGGCAUAACUAUUAUUUAUGUUGUGAUAACAGGCACCAUGUUAAUAAAAUUUGGACCCUACUGAUAAUGGAGAUUAAUCUUUGUUCUGCCACAAAGGAAACAGGAAUCUCUGGCUUUGUUUAAAAAUGCUACUUGAGCAGUUUUACUCUGGACAAUGUUAUGUACUGUUCUUGGGAACCUUCCUGUUACUCCCCUGGAGGAUCAGAAAUACAAAUGUCCUUCCCUGUGCAAAGAAUGAGGUGUAAUACCAAUAUCAUUCUGUUUUGGCCUGAUGCUUCUCUUGGGCUCUUCCUGAAGUUCAUUACAAACCUUUUCUUUACUUGGUUGCAGCGAGGUUCAGAUCUUACACUGAGCAGAGCUGUUUAUUGCCAAGUUGGCUUUAGUUCCUAUAUAUCGAAUUCUGCUGAAUCCCUUUUUCUGGCACGAAGGGAGGACAAGCCUGUUGUAACACCCGUGUGGUAACAGCGUGUCAGGUUUUACUGACAUCACAGCCAAGCUGGAGACUGGAGAGUGACAAACCUUUCACUAGAGAGGAUGACUUUUUUUUUUUCUGAAGGCCACUUGCGGCCCCAUCACAUUACCACUGAUAACAGAAGAACUUUCAUCUUGAUGUCAGUGAAGGAUGGAUCAAGUUUUAAUUGAUGAGAGAGAAGAAUGUGUUUUACCAUCUUUAUAUUUCUUGCAAAAAGGACAAUGACACUGAAGUCCAUGCCUGCUGCUAGGCAGCUUCUCUGUCAGCAGCUGAAUUUAGGUAAUUCCUAGACCUAACUGUCUUUACCUCUUACCUCCCUCUUAAUACUACUCAUGUUGUUGCAAAAUGUUAUAGUUAACUUGUGAUGGAAGAGGUCGAGUAAAUUGAAUCCAGAGUUUUUAUUACUUUUUGUAUUACAGACCUAUUUUGUAAGAGACCAAGGGUCUGCUGGAAAGAAAUGGCAAGGUUCUUGUGAAGUCUUCAUUGCUUUUGCUUUUAUGUGCCCUUCUUUGGUUACAACUUGAACUUGGAUUGCAACUGAGUUCAUUCUUUGUCUGUUGAAAGCACAUAUGUAUUGCUUUUUUUUGCUCUGUAUUAAUCAAAUGUCAUAUCAUGUGAAGAUGAGCUUGCUAGAUGUUUUAUUUAAAGUUAGUGGUGCAGUUUAUUGUAUGUGCUUGUCAAUAAACUAUAUUUUUGUAUAGAA
Molecule: messenger RNA, 5652 nt
Organism: Apus apus (common swift)
Lineage: Eukaryota; Metazoa; Chordata; Aves; Apodiformes; Apodidae
Gene: LRRC28
Product: leucine rich repeat containing 28
Exons: 10
Coding region: 165-1268 (367 amino acids)
Molecular function (GO): protein binding
Source: RefSeq, a predicted model, not a curated record